UCUAUUUUCAAUUCUCUUCAAGUCUUCACCGUCUCUAGUUUCUCUAUCCCUACAUACAGACAAUCUCUAUGAAGUUCAGAAAGCUAGUUUUCGUAUCGGUUCUCGCCAUAGUUCUAGCCCUAAGCAUUUCAGCAGCAUCAGAUGAUCGUAAGGAUGAUGUUAAUGAUGCAACAAUAGAAUCAUCAGACUACUCUUCAGCACAAGGUCGUUGGCUCUUGCAAACCAAACGAACUCGUAGGGUUACUUGUAAGAAGUUUCCGGGGAUUUGUGAUGCAAAGGGGAGCCCUGGACCUCAAUGCUGCAAGAAAAAAUGUGUAAACAUAUUGACAGACAGGCAAAAUUGUGGAAAGUGUGGGAAGAAAUGCAAGUACAAUGAGAUAUGCUGUAAAGGAAAAUGUGUGAAUCCAUCUUUCAAUAAGAAACAUUGUGGUGGAUGCAACAACAGGUGCGGAAAUGGAGAGUAUUGUGUUUUCGGUUUGUGCAAUUAUGCUUAGAAAAAAAAUUAUUUUCUUCAUAUUCUUUUGUCGUUGUUGUUGAUUAUCAGUUGAAUUUGUUUGAUUUGUAAAAUCUAAAUAUAGUUAAUUUAAUGAAAAUUGUUAUUAACAAUA
This is a messenger RNA of Gossypium raimondii (Peruvian cotton), 608 nucleotides long. Its product is annotated as stigma-specific STIG1-like protein 1. Bases 69 to 494 code for a protein of 141 amino acids. The transcript has a single exon. The record is from RefSeq and is a predicted model, not a curated record. Lineage: Eukaryota; Viridiplantae; Streptophyta; Magnoliopsida; Malvales; Malvaceae.